ACUAAACUUCCCAAAUGCCUCCAAAACUCACGCCAAUCUCUCUCCCCUCAAUUUCUUCCCAAAUCUCCCCAAAUUGAGAAAUCCUCCCAAAAUGAGAAAUCCCUCAUCCUGUCGUCUCUCUCUCUCCGUCGCUCCACCAACACUCCAUACCAGAGCCGUCGGCCAUUCCUCCUCCGACGCUCGCUGCACUCCGGCGACGUGGCGUCGUCCGAUUCCCUCCGUCGCUGGUUCUGCCGUCUCUGUCGGGGAGUGCUGCUGCUGGCCCAUCCACGCCGUCGCUCGGCGCCGCUGUACCCGACGCCACUGCUGCCGUCGCCGUCGGGUUCGGUCACAGCAGCUGCGGUCAGCCACCGUCAGACCAUCUCACGCCGGCGGCCUCUGCUGUUUCUCCGUCGCCGCACAGGGCCGUCGCCAUCGCUGUCGGCUUCUCCGCCGAUUCGUCACUGCUGCUCGGAUAGUGAGAAUUUGCCAUCUCUACUUGGAAGUUUGUAGUCUUUCUAAUCUCUAAUAUGUAAAACUGCAUUUGAUAACCGAUUUCUUGGAAUCAUGGGAGGUAGAAACCUGAUUUUGUGGAACAGAAAUUUGGCUUUUGAACGUACAAAGAAAAAUGCAACCGAAAGUUCCGAUUGUAUACACCAAGGUUCCGACCGUGAGUCAUUCCUACUAUUUUUUAAUUUUAAUAUACAACCGUAGUUUUUGUGUUUAGAGUGAUUUAUACAACCGUACGUUCUGUGGUCAGAGUGAUGUGGUUCUAGGGUUAGAGUGGUUUUAUGUGAUUUAUUGCUAUAGUGAUGUGUUUUCUUAACACCAGUUAAGUGAAUGCAUGGGUAUAGUGAUGUGGUUCUAGGGUUAGAGUGGUUUUAUGUGAUUUAUUGCUAUAGUGAUGUGUUUUCUUAACACCAGUGAAGUGAAUGCAUGGGUAUAGUGAUGUGGUUCUAGGGUUAGAGUGAUUUUCUGUGAUUUUUUGCUAUAGUGAUGUGUUUUCUUAACACCAGUGAAGUGAAUGCAAGGGUAUAGUGAUGUGGUCCCAGGGUCAGAGUGAUAUUCUGUGAUUUAUUGCUAUAGUGAUGUGUUUUCUUAACACCAGUGAAGUGAAUGCAUGGGUAUAGUGAUGUGGUUCUGGGGUUAGAGUGGUUUUAUGUGAUUUAUUGCUAUAGUGAUGUGUUUUGUUAACACUAGUGUAGUGAAUGCAUGGGUAUAGUGAAGUGGUUCUAGGGUCAGAGUGGUUCUCUGUGAUUUAUUGCUAUAGUGAUGUGUUUUCUUAACACCAAUGAAGUGAAUACAUGGGUAUAGUGAUGUGGUUCAUGGUCAGAGUGAUUUUCCGUGAUUUUUUGCUAUAGUGAUGUGUUUUGUUAACACCAGUGAAGUGAAUGCAUGAGUAUAGUGAUGUGGUUCCAGGGUCAGAGUGAUGUUUAUUUCUUUGAGUUUUUGAUAUAGUGAUGUGUUUUCUUAAGACCAGUGAGGUGAAUGCAUGAGUAUAGUGAUGUGGUUCUAGGGUCAAAGUGGUUCUCUGUGAUUUAUUGCUAUAGUGAUGUGUUUUCAUAACACCAGUGAAGUGAAUGCAUGGGUAUAGUGAUUUGGUUCCAGGGUCAGAGUGAUGUUUAUUUCUUUGAGUUUUUGCUAUAGUGAUGUGUUUUCUUAACUCCAGUGAAGUGAAUGCAUGAGUAUAGUGAUGUGGUUCUAGGGUCAGAGUGGUUCUCUGUGAUUUAUUAUUAUAGUGAUGUGUUUUCUUAACACCAGUGAAGUGAAUGCAUGGGUAUAGUGAUGUGGUUCCAGGGUCAGAGUGGUUCUCUGUGAUUUAUUGCCAUAGUGAUUUUUUUUCUCAUAUCCAUGAAGUAGCUGCAUCUGAAAAGAGGUCUAAGUAUCAGGAGGAUAAACCUCAACUACCACUUAGUGCAGCUUCUCCUGAAAUAAGGUCAAAGAUUAAACAUGACAGGCUACAAAAACCACAAAUUUUUUUGUAUUAUGUCUUCCAGCCUCAAAGCGUGGGAGGUCACAAACAAAUGAUGAAGAAGAACAGCCUGCUAGAGAGAGACAGGCUAAAAGAAAGAGAGCAAUGGUUGUUGUUGAACAUUUUAAAAUCAGAUGACCUAAACUAGUCCUAAAGAUAGGGGUGAAAGUUAUUGUUGAUGCCAUUGAGAAGAUGAACUCAAAACAAAUAGCUGCUCUGGAAGAGAUGGGGUUUGGGCAGCUUGUACCUUUGAACAUCAGGAGUAAUCCUGCUGAAAUGGCAUUUUCACUCCUCGAAAAUUUUAAUCAAGACAACUGCUCUAGAAUAAAACUUAUCGAUGAUCAACCAUUACACAUCACUGAGGAGGAUGUGCAUGCUACCUUGGGACUGCCAAGAGGAGAGCUGAGGAUAAAAAGGGAAAAAAGCAUUAUGUAAAUGAUGUUAUGUAAACCAUUGCAAAUGCUAAGAAGAAGGACAAAUUUUCAAUAAACCCAACUGAUUUGCAAGAGCAGCUUGAUAGUGAUCUAGAUGGUGGUGAAUGGUUUAAGAAAAUUUUUCUUAUUCUGUUGGACAAUGUUCUAAUUUCACCGGCUGCAAAUGGAAAAUGUCUUGGACGUAUUUUGGACGAUAUUGGCAACAUUUUCAAUGUGAAGUAGUACAAUUGGUGCAACUACGUUUUGGAUAUGCUAAUCACAGCACAUGAUAGCUGGAAACUCAAGAACAAAUCCACCCCAUUCACUGGACCCAUCACUUUCCUAUUGGCUUGCUACGUAGAUAGGGUUGUCUACCGUACGAGGUUGGUGGUUAGAAGAUUCCCUACUGACCGGAACUGGACAACAUCCCUUCUUAAGGAGAGAGGUGACAUGGAAUUCAAUAAUGGAGGUAUCAUUGGUAGAGGAAGCGUAGAAAGUAUUAUCAACCCGGUCUCCAUUGAAGCUUUAUAUGUCAACAAGGAUUCAACUGAUGAAGCUCCUUCCACUGGAAACACUGGAAAUACUAUACCAGUAGCCGAAGCUCCUUCGACUGAUGAAGCUGCCCCUUCAACUAAUGAAGCUCCUUUGUCUUAUGAAAUCAGAAAUUCAAUAAGGGAGGCUGCAGCUACUAUUACAAAAAUGAUGAAGUAUAUGAAGGGUGCUCCGGCAAGUAGCAAUGAUGCCAAUUGCUUCAAAGUUGCAACCAUAAAUGCACUAAAGAUGGUGGGUGUGGAGGUUGCUCAAGGAGACCAAGCUGUGUCAAAUCCAGUUGACAACAUGACACAAGCUAUGGAAGAGGAUCAAGAAGAUGAUCCAGAAUGGAUUGAACUCAUGGAAAAAAUUUUGGAAGCCCAUGAUGAAAAGUGCAAAUUAGUGAAUGAAGGAGACAAAUGAAUUUUGUGAAGAUGAAACUAAAGCAGCGUCACAAAUCACACAGAUGAAGGACGACAUUGUGGAUGCCCAAAUUGCAUCUGCAAUAGAAGCGUGCAUGGUGCUAGGUGAUUAUGAUGACUACGUUCAAUCAGAAUUGAAAGGAUCUGGCCAAAAUCCGUCGACCGAAUUAAU
Molecule: messenger RNA, 3489 nt
Organism: Salvia splendens (bonfire salvia)
Lineage: Eukaryota; Viridiplantae; Streptophyta; Magnoliopsida; Lamiales; Lamiaceae
Exons: 7
Coding region: 2635-3318 (227 amino acids)
Source: RefSeq, a predicted model, not a curated record